Messenger RNA from Parasteatoda tepidariorum (common house spider), 673 nucleotides. RefSeq lists its product as uncharacterized. Gene Ontology annotation, molecular function: protein binding; cobalamin binding. NCBI's taxonomy places the organism in Eukaryota, Metazoa, Arthropoda, Arachnida, Araneae, Theridiidae. The record is from RefSeq and is a predicted model, not a curated record. Gene Ontology annotation, biological process: cobalamin transport.
UAGAAUAGUAUUAAGCGUAGUAUUUUUUCUUAGAAGAAAUAUGGAAGAUAUCAAGACGUCUGAACUUGCGACUUAUGUCAAUAGUUUUCUUGCCUUUUGUAUGAAUCCUCGGAAAUUCUAUAUGGUUGAUUUGAUCGGGCAGCUAAGAAAACGGGUGGAUGCUAACAACGUUGCAAACCCGUACGCAAUACUAGCACUGUGUAAUGCCCAAGAUUUUAUCACCUUAAAUGAUAUUGAAAAGUUGCUAGCUGCAUUCCAGAAAGCUAAUGCAGAACACAGAACAGACACUCAAGCAAUAAUAGUUAUGGCAUUAGCUUGCGCAUCUGCUCAGCCUGAUAGCAGUUUUAACCGUGAAGAAUUACCAGAUUAUACAAUGGAAAUAAAAAAGAAACAAUAUAGAAAUGGAACUGUUGAGAACAUCAAGACAACAGCCCUAGUUUUGCAGGCUUUGUUUGCAUCUGAAACAGAACCUGACGAGGACAGUUUUGAUGAAGAAAAAGCAAUAAAACAGAUUCUUCGCUCACAAGAAAAGGAUGGAUCUUUUGGUGGACUUAUGAACACUUACUAUGUCCUUCCAGUUCUUAGUAUGUCUAGCUUGGUCAAUUUAAGUAUAGAACGCUGCCCAAAACUAACUGAAGAUGGUAAGAUACAGUUUUAGAAAGAAAUUAAUCUA